UGCGAGCCUCCAUCCUACACACUAGUCGUUUCCUAAUCGAUCAAGGAGAAAAUAGCAGCUCAGAAAUGAGGUGCUUACUUGCGAUUAUCUUAACUGUCCUCUUGGUCGCGGCAGAGGGCAAGGUUGUUCCAACUAGCGACGUCGAAAACCAACAGACUGGCACGCAACAACCCCUUCAAUUGUCGGAUCAUAUCAAGGAGGCUCAAAAUGUCAUCAACAACUUGAGCGCUCAGCUUCAGCAGCAGCUCAAUUUGCCUAACCAAGAGGAUUUUCUCAAUACCAUUAAAGAGCAGAGUACUAACUUGGCCAACAAUGUCCAAGCAUAUCUCAAGAACGUGACUGACGAGAUCAAGGCCAAGAGUCCCGAGUUGGAAAAUCUUUGGACAAGUAUGAAGAACAAGCUGUCCGAAACGUUUGACAAUCUAAAUGUCAAUCCUGAAACGACAGAGCAGGUGAAUCAGCUACGUGUCAAGUUCCAAGAGGGUGUUCAGACUCUCGUGACAGAAUCGGAGAACGCCGCCAAGGCUAUCAGUGAGAAUUCCAGCAAGGUUCAAGAGGGUAUCGCCAAGUUUACUAAGCAGGCAGUCGACAUCGCCGUGCAGGCUUCGCAAAACUUAAACCAACAGUUGCAGCAGGUUACGACUCCGCAACCACAAAAUUAAGACCAAAUUAUUCUAUUGCAAUUAUUCGUAUGUGAAACGUUAUGCAUCUGGGACAAAUUUGUGUCAAGAGAUCCACGUUCCCCAAGUCAAUCUGAGUAAUUUCACACAUCAUAUCAUAAAUAUAUUUGAUAACUGACAAAUGAUUGUUAAUAAAAGUACUUGAUUGUUC
This is a messenger RNA of Monomorium pharaonis (pharaoh ant), 831 nucleotides long. RefSeq lists its product as uncharacterized. The transcript has 2 exons. Lineage: Eukaryota; Metazoa; Arthropoda; Insecta; Hymenoptera; Formicidae. Bases 66 to 662 code for a protein of 198 amino acids. The record is from RefSeq and is a predicted model, not a curated record. Gene Ontology annotation, cellular component: extracellular region. Gene Ontology annotation, biological process: lipid transport. Gene Ontology annotation, molecular function: lipid binding.